CGUACAGCUCUGAGUGAGAUGGCGGCGUUAGGAGCGUCGAAGUGCUUAUGGCGCGGCGGGGCGGCUGUGGCUUUGCUGCUUUCGAGGAGCUCUCGCGUGCGCCAGACCGCCUGGGGGUGGCGGGGACUCUGCCAGAACCUGGAAGGAGAGGACAAGAAAUCUGAUGUUGCAAAGCCUUGCUUUACAGAUGAAAAAAUUCAGAACUUGCUGUGCAAGAUGACAGGGAUGGACUUAAAAAAGAUUUUUAAGCCAGUAAAACAGGAACCUAAACCCCCAACAUACUCACUGAUGACAGAAUUACAGCUGGAAGAGGCUACAAGGAAGGCCAUUGAGAAGGCUAAAGAGAAGCUCAGCAUGCCUCCUGUUUUGCCUGAGCGGGAACCAAUUAAUGAUAUAUUAGCAGAAGACAAAGUUCUAGAUGGAAUUGAACCCUACAAAUAUGUGUUUACUGAUAUCACAUACAGCACUCCACACCGUGAGCGUUUCAUUGUAGUUCGAGAAACCAAUGGAAACUUACGCAAGGCCACUUGGGAGGAACGGGACAGGAUGAUACAGAUUUACUUCCCAAGAGAAGGACGUAAACUUAGCCCUCCAGCUGUCUUCCAAGAUGAAAACCUUGUGAACGUAUUUCUUCAAGACCGUCAUGAAGACCUCCUUGAUCACUGCCUUGUACAGUUUGAGCCAGAUUCAUCUGACUAUAUCAGAUUGCAUCAUCGGACAUACGAAGAUAUUGAUAAAUCUGGAAAAUAUAAUCUUCUGCGUUCAACAAGGCAUUUUGGAGGCAUGGUGUGGUAUCUUGUAAAUCGAAAGAGGACAGAUGGAUUGCUGCUAGACAUGCUCCAAAGAGAUUUGUUUGACGAUGCUGUAAGCUUAGUUACCCUUUAUCAUAUGGUCCAUCCAGAUUGCCAGUCAGCAACAGAAGCAAAAGAACAAGAUCUUCAAGGACUGGAUUUAAUUAAGGUUUUUGCGAAGACAGAAACACAGAGAUCUGGAUACAUUGAACUUGCACUACAGUCUUAUCAAACAGAUUUGUCUGAAUCUGCAGCUUCAUAAAAUGUUCUGUUUUAUCCAUUCAUUCAACAUGGUGGGUGUCAGGGAUUAUCAGGGGGGUGGGGUGUAAAAUGUACAUUAAAAAUUUAAAUUAAAAGUUUUACUAUGAAAUGUGUAAGUAUUUCCAUGCUCUUUCUAAAGUGCAUCUUCCCUGUUUGAUUGGCCAGCUGCUCACCAUUCUAUUAAUGCUGUAUAGGUAAAACACUGAAAAGGAAUUUUAAAGACAUUUAUUAGAAGACUUUGUCUUCU
Varanus komodoensis (Komodo dragon) is the source of this 1299-nucleotide messenger RNA. It is a transcript of the gene MRPS22, whose product is annotated as mitochondrial ribosomal protein S22. NCBI's taxonomy places the organism in Eukaryota, Metazoa, Chordata, Lepidosauria, Squamata, Varanidae. The record is from RefSeq and is a predicted model, not a curated record. The transcript is spliced from 8 exons. The coding region runs from base 19 to 1053 and encodes 344 amino acids. Gene Ontology annotation, cellular component: mitochondrial small ribosomal subunit. Gene Ontology annotation, molecular function: structural constituent of ribosome.